Molecule: messenger RNA, 3066 nt
Organism: Lachancea nothofagi CBS 11611
Lineage: Eukaryota; Fungi; Ascomycota; Saccharomycetes; Saccharomycetales; Saccharomycetaceae
Source: the annotation of a GenBank genome assembly
AUGCUGGGCAUAGAGGCUCAUAGAGGCACGAUGUCUUCAGUGGAUGCUACAGAUGAAACAAGAGUUAAGAAAAGCAUAAUGAACAGCUCGAUUGAGGAUAAGCGGCUUCAUUGGUCACGGCUUCAUCGCUUUAAGACAACACACAGGUUAUACAUAUACCUCAUGGGUUCACUAGCCAUUUUACAGAUCAUUGCAAUUGCAUUUUUUUCUAAGGGCUUCCUGCUCACAAGAAAUGUGUUAGAGAAUGUGUCUACGGAGUCCCAUUAUGAACCAAAAUUCAGCAAGUGCGUUAUUUUGGUGAUAGAUGCCCUACGGUUUGAUUUUACAAUUCCAGUUGAUACGGAUUAUGUGAGCUACGAUGCUAAUUUUCAUAACAAUUUCGACGUCUUCCACCCAAAUGAGGACAGCCAAUCGUCGCUGCUUCUCAAAUUUAUCGCAGAUCCACCUACAACAACCUUGCAGCGGCUAAAAGGCCUCACCACUGGAUCAUUGCCCACAUUUAUCGAUGCAGGGUCGAAUUUUGACGGUUCAGUAAUAGAAGAGGAUAAUUUGAUUCUACAGAUGUUUCGCAAUAAUAAGACAGUCUACUUUGCCGGUGAUGAUACUUGGGAUGCUUUAUUCAGCCCAUUCUUGUCCCCCUCUAGUCGGCCUUUUGAAUCUCUUAACGUCUGGGACUUGGACACAGUUGAUAAUGGUGUCAUGAGCUUCUUUGAUGAGCAUCUCUUAUCUGAGAAUUCAAACACAAACGGGUGGGAUGUUUUAAUCGGUCAUAUGUUAGGCAUCGACCAUGUUGGCCACAAAUAUGGGCCAGGUCACUUCACAAUGAGAGAAAAGCAAUUACAGGCUAACGCUUUCAUCAAGCGGAUUUGCGACAAAAUUGACGAGGAAACGCUAUUUAUCGUCAUGGGCGACCAUGGCAUGGACCAUACCGGAAAUCACGGCGGCGACUCAAAGGCAGAGCUAGAGGCUGCACUUUGGCUAUACUCUAAGAAGCCUAAAAUGUGGAAGCACAUGACAUCCUCUAACUACAACACCAGCGACUUGGGUGAGGAAUACAGGCAAGUAAACCAAAUAGAUUUGGUUCCUACUUUAUCUUUACUUCUGGGCCUCCCUAUUCCCUUCAAUAACUUAGGAUGGCCCAUAGACGAGGUCGCAACUACUACAGACGAGCUGAAAGCUUACAAUAAUAUAACAUUGAACCAAAUUCGAGAUUAUAAGGAAGUCAGUAAAGUUAUUACAGAUUCUACCAAGGACGAGCGUUUGCAAGAACUGUGGUCGAAGUCGUUGCUUGACAUAUCGGUGGGUUCUGAGUACCAGAAAUACUUUCUGGAGUCGUGCAAAGAUUUAUGGGCCAGGUUUGACUACUGGAGCAUUGCGACUGGUAUCGCCUUACUAACAGCUUCACUUCUGUUGCUAAUAAUCGUUACAAAACUGAUUCCAUCGAUUGUCAUUGGUCAGAUGGUCUCUGAAUUUGUUCCAUCAAUCACUAUUAUGUCGCUAGUCUCAAACGUCUGCUUCAACGGUAUUUUCCAUGUUUUACACCAACCAGUUUUCCUUGAAAACUGGAUCUGGUGCACUUUAUUCGCCACUGCCAUUGGAAUCAUUGUUGGCUGUUUCAUAACUAUUUUCGAUCGCUACAAUGUGGCUUGGAUCUCUAGAAAGUUCGUGGAGGAUUUAUCUGACUAUUGGUCCCGAAUUGCGGCUCUUUUUAUCACAUUACAUGCCCUAUUAUUCACCUCAAAUUCUUUCACAAUUUGGGAGGAUAAAAUAGUAAGUUUCUUCCUAGCUACCUUAGGCAUGCUUACGCUCUACGAAUUCAUGUUUCUACCCAAGAGGCGUUUAACGACUGCAUUACUUACAGCGGCUAUGGGCGAAAAAAAACCUUCUCCACUAGGUAAAGCGCAUUUGGCAUCAGAAGCGGAAUCUUCACCCUUCGGCAAAUUUGCUCGUAUUGUUGGUGGGUACCAUUCGAUUGUUCUCGUUGUUUGUACAAGACUCUCCUCAAUGAUAACGAUAUGCCGAGAAGAACAAGGUGAAUACUGCACACCAACUUUCACAACAGCCAAUAAUUACUCCUACUGGUGCUUAACACUGUGCCUGGUUGUCGUUGCAUUUCUGCCUUCGUGCCUGCGGGGCUACUACAACGUAUGUUCAUCCUACCAAGCUGCUGCUCCUAUCUGGAUAGGUCAAUUUCUUCGAUAUGUCCUAUUAACAAAUUUUUGUUACUGGACAAUUUGCGCUCUAGAAAACACUAUCCCAGGUUGGUCUUGGGAUGCAAAGAUCCUGAAACUUACUAUUUCAAGAAUUGUAGCAGGGUUCUCACUUAUUGCUGCAAACGUUGGGUGGAUGAUGGGUCCGCUGUGCGUUAAGCUCAAUAUACACAACACAGAUGUAAAAUCUCAGCAAGCAACAAUUCUUGGAUACGCCAACGUCUACGGAGCCCAGUUUUUCCUGCUGGUCAUCAAUUUCUUUAUGUGCAUAAUGUUGUUCAACAAGCCAUUGGCGCAAAUAUCGUUGUUCCUCAUGUGCAACCAACUUUUAUCCAUUUUAGAAAUUUUUGACUUAUUGAAGCUGAAAGAUAAUUUGAUCGGUCCUGUGACUAUGGGAUUGCUUGCUUACCAGCAAUUUUUCGCAACCGGCCAUCAAGCUACUAUUCCGGCUGUUCAGUGGGAUGUUGGGUUUGUACUUACUGAACGUAUCAAAUUUCCGUUUACGCAUCUGGGGAUCGUAAUGAACACCUUCGGUCCCCACAUAAUAGUUGCAUUAUCCGUAGCGCUGCUCACGUUAUGGAAGCAGCCCCCAACCGUGCUAAAGCCUCAAACGCUGUUAGCUAGGAUUGUUUCAAACUGUGGAAUGCUGCUAAUUUACAAUACUGUUUUGUGUCUAAGCUCCUUCGUAUGGGUGACACAUUUCAGAAGACAUUUGAUGGUAUGGAAAAUAUUCUGCCCUCGAUUUAUGUUUGCGGGCUUGAGUUUGAUAGUAAUUCAAGUGGUUAUCACUUUGGUAACCAUAGCGUUUGCAAGCGGCAGACUCAUACGGCAAAUAAACAACUUGUUCUGGAAUUGA